Cavia porcellus (domestic guinea pig) is the source of this 1335-nucleotide messenger RNA. RefSeq names its product thiol methyltransferase 1B (gene Tmt1b). Bases 79 to 813 code for a protein of 244 amino acids. The transcript has 2 exons. The record is from RefSeq and is a predicted model, not a curated record. Gene Ontology annotation, molecular function: S-adenosylmethionine-dependent methyltransferase activity. Lineage: Eukaryota; Metazoa; Chordata; Mammalia; Rodentia; Caviidae.
GUCCUGUCACAGGAGGAGGGGAAACGUGUCUGCAGAGGCUGAGCAAAAUCCUGCAGUAGCACAACUGGAGCUGGUGCCAUGGACACGCUGGUUAGACUCCUGCAGCUGCUCGUGCUACUCCUGACCCUGCCCCUGCACCUGCUAGCUCUGCUGGGCUUAUGGCAGCCCUUGUGCAAAAAGUACUUCCCCUACCUGAUGGUUGUGCUGACCACCAAGAACAAUCACCUGAUGAAGAGCCACAAACGGAAACUCUUCAGCCAAAUAAAGGAGCUUAAGGGAAACUCUGGGAAUGUGAACCUACUAGAGCUGGGCUGUGGCACUGGUGCCAACUUCCAGUUCUAUCCACCUGGCUGCAAGAUCACCUGCCUAGACCCAAACCCCAACUUUGAGAAGUUCCUGACAAAGAGCAUGGCUGAGAACAGGCACCUCCAAUAUGAGAAGUUCUUGGUGGCUCCUGGAGAAGACAUGAAGCAAGUGACUGAUGGCUCCAUGGAUGUGGUAGUCUGCACUCUGGUGCUGUGCUCUGUUCAAAGUGUAAAGAAGGUCCUGCAGGAAGUCCACAGAGUGCUGCGGCCGGGAGGAGUGUUGUUCUUCUUGGAGCACGUGGCUGAGCCUGACGGAAGCAGGGCCUUUAUGUGGCAGCAAGUCUUUGAGCCUACCUGGAGACACAUUGGGGACGGCUGCUACCUCACCAGAGAGACCUGGAAGGAUCUUAAGAUGGCCCAUUUCUCUGAGGUUCAUAUGGAAUGGCACCCCCCUCCCAUCAAAUGGCUGCCCGUUGGGCCCCACAUCAUGGGAAAGGCUGUGAAAUAAGUUUCAAGCCCCUAAGGCAGGUCCUGGUUCCCUCCCCUCCUCCAGUCAGAACAAGCCACCACCACCCGGUCUGUCUCCUCUGAAAGGGACCAAGCAAAGAACAAGAGAAGCUCCCCUAGUCUCUGCUACCCCUAGAUCGUCCGCACCUACAACUGGCAGGAGGAGUCUCUAGCUCACAUUCCUCCUUCCACAGCAGAGAAGGUACAGCCUGUCCUCAAGUGCAAAUUCCCAAACUUUGCCCACCCACAUCCUACACAGCAACUGUCCCUGGCCCCUCACCCUCAUCAUGAAUUCCCCCAACUCCUUCUGAAGAUACACCCAUGCACCCCUGGGAACCUGCCACUAAAGCCAUGAUACCUGGAUCCCUGCUAGGCCACCUGAGCCUCCCUCCCACUACUGCCUUUGUCCUGGGCUGUGAGGGUACCAGAGAAUCAGGGGUCCUGGGGUAAGGGAGCAGCACUUGGUAAGGAAACCAGAGAUUUUGUCCUCAAAUAUUUUUUAAUAAAUAGACAAAACCCACUA